Molecule: messenger RNA, 1929 nt
Organism: Thyridium curvatum
Lineage: Eukaryota; Fungi; Ascomycota; Sordariomycetes; Thyridiales; Thyridiaceae
Exons: 4
Coding region: 1-1929 (642 amino acids)
Biological process (GO): amine metabolic process
Molecular function (GO): copper ion binding; primary methylamine oxidase activity; quinone binding
Source: RefSeq, a predicted model, not a curated record
AUGGCGCCGCAACCUCAUCCCCUGUCCGCUCUCUCGAUCGAGGAGUCGGCGAUCGCGCGCGACGUGGUUCGCUCGCUCAACCCGGGGUCCGUCAUCGUCUUUCGGCAGAUCUUCCUGUACGAGCCCCCCAAGGCGCAGGUGAGCGCAUUCCUCGAGCUCGAGCAUGCGGGGAAGGUCACCGAUGCGACUCCGCGACCUCCACGCUUGGCCCAAGUCUGGUUUGAUGUUGCCGAGCGUGAUGCUCCCGCAAAGUUUGCCGAGUCGGUCGUCGACCUCAAGACGAAGAAGGUUGUCUCCACCAGGACGACCUUGCCUGGACAGCACGCGUCGUUGAUCAUUCGGGAUUGCAACUUGCUGACACUGCCCCACUCUGAAAGUGACGAGAUUCGGGAGGUUCCACUUGCGUGCGAGAGGUCGGACCUCUUCAAAUCCAAGAUUGCGGAAUUUAAGCUCCCGGAAGGCUUCGAAGCCGUGGUUGAGCCGUGGCCGUACGGAGCUGCUGAUCCCAACGAUGACGGCAGACGCCUGUUCCAGGGCAUCGUGUACGCCGUCAACAGGAAGGUUGGCGGGAAGGACUCCAACUUCUACGCAUAUCCCAUCCCAUUGAUCCCCAUCAUGGAUGCCCAGACAAAGGAGAUUGUCCGUGUAUUGGAAGUCGCCACGGGCGGUGGAGACGACCCUCUGGAUGCGAAGACCUGCUCCGAGAACAUCAUCGACCACUGCAAGCCUGCAGAGUACGUGCCUGAGAAGUUGCCGCAAGGCAUCAGGGACGAUCUGAAGCCCCUUGCGGUGGUUCAGCCUGAGGGCGCCAGUUUCUCAGUUGUUGACGGCAACCGCAUCGAGUGGCAGAAGUGGACGAUGCGCCUCACCUUCAACCCAAGGGAAGGAGCUGUGCUACAUGAUAUCCGAUAUGACGGACGCAGCGUCGUCUACAGACUCAGCAUGAGCGACAUGACUGUACCUUACGCAGAUCCGCGUUCACCAUACCAGCGAAAGCAGGCUUUCGAUUUUGGAGACGGUAAUGCAGUGCACCCUGCUGCUUUGAACUCACGGUUUGUGACGAGUGCUAACCUCGGGAAGUAUUUCGAUGGCCUUCUGACCGAGCCCAAUGGCGACGUCACAGAGAGCAAGAACGUCAUUUGCCUUCAUGAACAAGACAAUGGUAUCGGCUGGAAGCACACAGACUGGAGGACCGGUCGUGCUGUCGUCACUCGGCGACGUGAGCUUGUGGUUCAGUACAUCAUCACCCUGGCCAACUACGAGUACAUCUUCAACUUCAAAUUCGACCAGUCAGCGGGUAUUACCCUUGAGACCCGCGCUACCGGCAUCGUGUCUGUUGUCAAUAUCGACCCUGACAAGACAGCCCCCUGGGGUAACAUCGUCAGCCCCGGAGCAUUGGCCCAGAACCACCAGCACGUCUUUGUGGCAAGGAUUGAUCCAGCUAUCGACGGGCACUCAAAUACGGUCAUCUACGAAGAGAGCACGCCCGUUCCGAUGAAUGCUAGGACAAAUCCUCGUGGUAAUUAUUACGAAGUCAAGCAGACGGUGGUCAAGACUUCAACUGGUAUCGACCUGGCGCCCGAGAAGAACCGCACGUUCAAGAUCCAGAACCGCUCCAAGAUCAACCCUAUAUCAAAGAAACCAGUCGGCUACAAGCUGGUCAUGCCUGCCACGCAGUUGCUCCUCGCCGACCCGAACAGUGUGCAGUCCAAGAGAGCCGAGUUUGCGCACCACCACCUGUGGGUGACCAAGUACGAAGAGGAUGAGCACUACGCUGGUGGAAGGUAUCCCAUGCAGGGUAAAGCAGAGAUUGGCGGCGUUGCUGAUGCGGUGUUCCGCUACGACAACGUCGAGGACGAGGAUCUGGUGCUCUGGCCUGUAUAUGGACUGACUCACAACCCCCGAGUCGAGGACUGGCCAGUAAUGUAA